GAACCAGUUGGAACGAAACCUAGGAGACGUAGAGAAGUGAUUUUGAAGAUAAAAGAAAAGCACUAAGAUGUCUUGUUCAUUAACAAAACUUGCAUACCAUAUGUUUUAUUUUAUUUUCCAUCUACGUAGAGGAUAAGAGGAAGGCGGCCAGCUAGACAUCACAAAUUGAUUAUCUGUGUUGUUAAUAAUUAACGAGGUCUGGACAAAAGAAGUGUAUUGUUAUUACUUGUAGCUAUGAAAUAGCUCUGAUGGUAGUUAACUUCCUCAAAUCAUUCGCUGGCAACGGAGAUAUAACAUAAGAGUGUUAAUAUGUUUUCUCUUCUACAAUAUAUACAGCCUUUCUUAUAACUCCAAUUCAGAUGGCAGCAAUAGAGACAUUAGAUUUGAAUAUUAUUGAUAUGAAGUAAUCUCUAGUUACAAAUGGCUACAAAGAAGAUCAAUUAUAUUUCUUUAGAGACAGGGAAGGUCAUUGCAAUUCUGCAUAACAGUUAAUGAUCAAUUCAUGUUUAAAGCAUCUGUAGAUUAUCGUUAUACUGACUUUUUCCCACUGUUUUCGUUAAUUUCCAAGGUUAUAAUCAGGUUUUCGUUUGAGAAGUUAUAAUCAACUGGGAUGAUGAGACGUCACUUUUAUGCAAGAGGUUAAAGAAUGCAUGUCAUUAUAAGCAGGAUACAAAGACGACGAUUGACGAUCACAUAUAAAGUUCUUUUGUAGUGAAGAAACUCUUUUUAAAGAAGAACAGGCUGGAAAGGAUAGACAAGCAGGAAAAUGCAUCGAGAUUUCAGCUGGAUAACAAUUGUUCAAACGAUUGCUUUUAUCAGCCUUUCUGUGAUGGCAAUUUGUGGAAAUAUUCUCGUGUUAUAUUGCACUUCACGAAUAAAAAGAAUGCAGACAGUUACAGGGAUAUUUCUUAUGAAUCUUGCAGUCACCGAUCUUGGCGUAGGGCUGAUAAGCCUGCCAGUUUCACUUGUAUCUGCGCAUAACCAUACGCUUCUGUCCAAUAAAUGGUUCUGCGACCUGAACGGAGCCAGCAUGGUGAUAUUCUUACUAUCAUCGCUUCUUACUCUAACAUGCAUCAGUGUUCAGAAGCACAUGUGUGUCAGCUACAACAUGCGAUCACGGUUUGACAAGAAAGUUGCAAUACGCUGCAUAAUUGCCUUAUGGUUUAUUUCAGUUGGUUUUGGUCUGGCGCCUGUAGUAGGAUGGAGCUACUAUGCAACAAGCAAAGAUGGUUACCAGUGCGGACCUUUUGCUUGGGAAAUUUCCGGAAGAACCUACAGUGCUUCAAUUUUUAUAGUUGGCCUUGUAAUUCCUGUCAGUGUUAUGAGUUAUUGCUACGUAAGAUUGUAUAAGACGACAAGACAGCAUAACACAAGAAUGAGGGUAAGUGCAGUCACGUCCUCACCUAAAGUUUCAGUGCGCCAGCAAAGCGACAGUAGACGCACGAGUCGACAAGAAACACGGAUGAUCAAUACGUUUAUCAUAAUUGGGAUAGUCUUCCUGCUUUGUUGGUUGCCUUCAGGAAUACUAGUAAUGUUAGAGUUUGCAAAAGUCGAAGAGCCGCUCGAGUAUGAAGUGUUUGCAUUAACGUUGGCAUACGGAAACUCCACUUUGAAUCCAAUCAUAUACGCUUAUCGGCAUCAAGAUUUCCGCAGAGGGUUCAAGAACGUUUUGAAGAUGUGCAUACCAAAAUUCUGUAGAAGAGAAGAUGAUGAAGCACGUGGAGUAGAGAUGCAAGUCAAUGCAGCUACAAUCAAGCAAGGCACAUCAUCAACUUCUCUGUGAAGCAAUAGUAAUGGGUCUGGUGGGAAUUCAGUUGACAGGAUCUCAACAAAAAUGGUGAAUUCAUCGCUGGUCCGUCUUGGAAUACAUUUAGAAUUUGCCGAUAGAGUAUAUCGUUUUCUGAUGACGAUAUCUAAACAAUGCUUAAUAAUCGACUAUGCACAAGAUCGUGAUCAGCCGUUGUGGCAAUGGCAAAUGUUGACAUUCCAGUAUCUUCAGUCUGAUGCUGUCAUUAUUGAAACCUCGUUCCCAUUUUUUCUGCUGAAGAUGACAAAUUUUCUCAACGAUACCCUAAAUACCACUCUAAGUCCAACAACGACACUGACACCAAAAGCAAACCACGAGCAUCAAGAGCAUCACGAUGCACUUUGGUUUUUCUGGCUACAGAUUGUUCUUCUUAGUUUAUUUAUGGUAGUCGUAAUUAUUGGCAAUUUUAUGACAUUGUAUUGUCUAACUACGAUCAAGGAAAUGCGGACCAUCACUGGGAUUUUUCUCACAAACCUGGCGAUAACUGAUCUUGGUGUAGGCUUUAUUGCACUACCGCUAUCACUAGCUGCGAGUGUAGAGCACUUUCUGCUGCACAAAAGAUGGUUCUGCAUUCUCAAUGGAGUUGGACUUGUUCUGUUUGUUGUUGCAUCGCUUCUUACACUUGCUGCAAUUAGUAUUCAGAAGUAUGCAACUGUUGGAUACAGAUUGCAGAGUACCUUUACGAGACGGAAAGCUUAUUGUACAGUAUUGCUGAUUUGGAUUGUCGCGUCAGUGUUUGCGGUAGGACCUGCAGCAGGAUGGAGUCGCUAUUCGUUUAGUACAGGUGGUCACCAAUGCGCCCCUUACCUCGAUAAUGCUUCUGGUGAUUCAUACUUUUUAGCUCUGAUUGCAAUUGCUAUCGUGUUUCCUACAAUUACAAUGACAUUCUGCUACUUCAAACUCUACCAAAUGACACGGUCCCAUCUCCGUCGCAUGAGAGCAAGCGCAAUUGUGCAAGGAGCUAGUCGACCAGAUUUGGGCCUCCUUAGUGCUGUUGAAUCCCGUCUUGUACAUACAUUGAUCAUCAUGAUGGUCGCAUUCUUCUUCUGUUGGCUCCCCGUUAUCUUACUCUUUGUUUUGAAAGUUUCUAAUGUUGAAACGCCACACAUAUUCGAGACACUUGUAUUGUUGUGUGCGUAUGGCAACUCGGCAGUGAACCCGAUAUUAUAUGCGAUGAGACAGCGUGAUUUUCAAAGAGGAUUUCGAAAGAUUUAUCACGCAAUUUGCAGAAGUUAUCAAAUAGAGCAGGAAACUAGUCAUUAG
Messenger RNA from Rhopilema esculentum, 3070 nucleotides. Its product is annotated as adenosine receptor A3-like. Gene Ontology annotation, molecular function: G protein-coupled receptor activity. Gene Ontology annotation, cellular component: membrane. Gene Ontology annotation, biological process: G protein-coupled receptor signaling pathway. The record is from RefSeq and is a predicted model, not a curated record. NCBI's taxonomy places the organism in Eukaryota, Metazoa, Cnidaria, Scyphozoa, Rhizostomeae, Rhizostomatidae.